This is a messenger RNA of Zingiber officinale, 2996 nucleotides long. Its product is annotated as E3 ubiquitin-protein ligase RLIM-like. The coding region runs from base 1271 to 2710 and encodes 479 amino acids. The record is from RefSeq and is a predicted model, not a curated record. Gene Ontology annotation, molecular function: ubiquitin protein ligase activity. Lineage: Eukaryota; Viridiplantae; Streptophyta; Magnoliopsida; Zingiberales; Zingiberaceae. The transcript has 8 exons.
GCGAAACGGAAAAGAUUCGUUCGAACGAUCUGGACCCGUUCCGUUGUACCCUGCUCAUCGUCGCGUUCUCUAUAUAAAGGCUGCAGCGAAGGGGAACAUAGCAGCGUUGCACUGUCGCCAUUGAACCCUAAUUCGGAGACCCGACAGCGCCGCAGCGGAGGGGUUUCGUCCAGAUUGCUUAUUUUUGCAGGUUUUGUAGUUGUGAUUACAUAAUACCAUUAGUCCAAACUAUUGUGAGAAGAUAAUUAACUUCAUUUUGAUCAUUGGGUAUCGCUUCUACCGCAAGUCACAAGAUAUUGCUGCUCAUUUUCUUGUGUAUGCGUUGCUGCAUCAUCUUCAAUGAAUUGCCUAUGGUUGAUGUCAAAUUAUGUCUUGUCUGAUGGAAAACAUAGUCGGAACCAGCCUAGUCUGUGUACCGACAAUGUCCUGUAACAUCACGUACAAUGGAUCGCCUAUGGUUGAUGUCAAAUUAUGUCUGUCUGAUGGAAAACAUAGUCGGAACCAGCCUAGUCUGUGUACCGACAAUAUCCUGUAACAUCACCUACAAUGGAUCGCCUAUGGUUGAUGUCAAAUUAUGGUUGGGUGAUGGAAAACAUAGUUGGAACAAGCAUAGCUUGUCUGCCAACAAUGUACUGUAACCUACACUGGGGACUUGCAAGGGAAAUAAGGCACAGCAGAGUGGAAUCUGGGGAGUUAUCCUUGAUGAUUUAGUUAUGUCACAUCCUAAAAAGAAAAAGAGGGAGUGACAGAGCAAGAGAAGUAUAUAACCUCCAAGUUGUGACCUUUUUUGUUACUUGGAGAGGGUGAGACCACUUUGCUUUGCAAAUGUUGAGACUGAGGAGUGGCCUCGUCUGAGUGCCUCUCUUCCACCCAUGUUGGAUCAUGCAUGAGCAGGUUGUUGGAACAAGGUCGUGGUACGGUUAAUCAGCAUGCCUUAAUCUGACUGGACACUAGGUUUGAGUGGAAGAAGCCAAUGCAUUGUUGCUACAGUUGGUGGUACGGCUUUGAUUUGUUUUGCUUGGUGAUCUUGGAUGUUUAAUUGGAUGUAGGCAGAGAUUGAUCGACAAGGAUGUGGCCUACACUUGAAAGUACAAAACCCCCCUCAUCACCUUCUAUUACAACUCCUUUUAGGGAAGAUCUUGCUUGUUUAAACACUAAUCGGCAAUUUUAUGUAGAGUGGAGCAUCCUUCAAUAUGCUAAGAUCAUUUUGGCUUAAAUCACGUAGCAUCUGCCGGCACAGUCUCUUUGCAAUAGAUUCUAGAUACCUGAAAUGGAGCAUAAUGAAGUCUGGAAUCAUCCACAAAAUCAUCCUCGCUUAGCCUCAGUCAUAGUCAACGCAGCUGCUUCUUCAACUACUUCAGACAUUGCAGCUAGAGUUAAUCGUCAUUCUUCAUUUAGUUUAACGGCAGAAGUUCCAACCUGUUUUGUAUCUAAUCCCAGAGCAUCAGAUAGUUCAUAUGUGAACAUGUCGAAUGGGGGUUCUACAAGCUUUCCUCCAACUCAAGUUCCACAUUGGCACCCUCCUUAUGUUCAACCUAUCACGGGCAAUCGAUGCAGCAGUCAUCAUCCUGCGCACUUGGACUACAGAAUGGUUGCACAGAAACGAAAAAGAGAAACUAUUCCUCGGGCAGCUGGAGCUAAUGUUGUUGGGUAUCCCCAAGUUGGAACUUCUACCAUCCAACCCUCUUACCUUGUCGGUAUAGAGACAUAUCUUCCUCCACGUUCUGAAAGCUGGCCUUUGAACACCAUUCUUCCUGGGGAAGGAUCACAAAGGAAUGUGAGAAGCCGGCACAGUGGAGAAUUUCACCUGCAGUCCAACCCAACUUGGUUCUCAAGAGAUGGGCUUUAUACUACUUAUACCCCUCGUAACACUUCAAGCGUUAGAAUGAUACAACAAUGGAGCCAUUUUUCUUCACCCAUUAUUUCUCAAGGACACCUUACUACUGCAGAUGCUAGCUUUAUUAAUCCCAGGUUGAACCUGAACCAACUCACUGCUAGUGGCAAUGUUGAAAAUAUGAGAACUGCAACUAACAGUGCUUAUCAUCCCCUUCUCAAUCAAAAUAGAAAUCAAAGGCCUCCUCAAUUCCCUUGCAUUCCAAGAGUGGUGUCAGCCCACAGUGCCAGUGGCUACAAUCCUACUUAUAUCCCUUCUAGCAGCAGAGCUGUUAGAGUGCCAGCAGGAGUAGAAGCAGCUGCAUCUUCCAGGUAUUCAAGGCCAUCGCCUAACUUAGGGUGGGCACGCCCUGGUGGAAAUCAGAGUGCAGGUCUUGGUGGUAGAUCCCAUUCGAUAAUCCUCGGACAUAAUGCUUCCAAUAGAUGGGCCUCUGAGAGUGAUGAUUUAAUGUUUGGACGGAUGACAUUCUCUAGCUCCACAGACUUGCAUGAUGAGCACAGAGACUUGAGAAUGGAUAUUGAGGACAUGAGUUAUGAGGAACUACUUGCCUUGGCAGAAAGGAUAGGAAAUGUCAGUACAGGCUUGUCGAAGGAGGCCGUUAAGAGCUGCAUUGCGACUAGAGUUUAUCAUUCUUCUCAACAAAUGGAAGAUGAUGAAGAAAAAAAGUGUGCCAUAUGCCUGGAGGAAUACAAGGGUAAAGAUAACCUGGGAAGGCUGGAGUGUGGGCAUGACUUCCAUGUUGGCUGCAUCUCUGAGUGGUUGAGAAUGAAGAACGCUUGCCCAAUCUGCAGGGAGCCUGCUUCUAGUAAUACUUAAGUAGCUGUCUUUUUCUUUCCUUUUUUUCGCCCGACAUUUUAUUGAAUGGGUUCAUCUCCAGCUCAUUGCUGGUUUCAUAGUGAACAAACAGCAUCCAAACCAUGUCCAGUUCGUGGAGUCAAGCAACAGCAAAAAGUAACUUUUUUUUGUAAAUUUUUGUGUUCAAAGUCCAUCUUCAUUGAAUUUGCUUCUAUGCAAUGCAAGAUCCCCGGAAAGAAUAGGAUCAUAUUGAAUCUAUUCUAUGUAAUGUUAUCUUGCUUUUUUGUAAUAGAUUAUUUUCGCGAUU